Molecule: messenger RNA, 2461 nt
Organism: Pseudophryne corroboree (corroboree frog)
Lineage: Eukaryota; Metazoa; Chordata; Amphibia; Anura; Myobatrachidae
Product: homeobox protein CDX-4-like
Exons: 3
Coding region: 262-1029 (255 amino acids)
Biological process (GO): embryo development; anterior/posterior axis specification; cell differentiation
Cellular component (GO): nucleus
Molecular function (GO): RNA polymerase II transcription regulatory region sequence-specific DNA binding; DNA-binding transcription factor activity, RNA polymerase II-specific
Source: RefSeq, a predicted model, not a curated record
CAACUGUGAAAAGGAAGCAGUAUAACCUACAGUACAGCAAGGUGGAGUUGGCUGCAUGCUUCUUUUUCAUUGCAAUGCUAAUGCAAUUCUAAGAGAGGUGGCAGCAGUUUGUACAUGAGAAGGGGCCACAACUUGUCCAGCUAUUGCUUCCAACUGUCAACUACACUGAAAAGUCAAAAUUAGGCAAGGACAAGGAGAAAAAAGAAAGAAGACCUGUGGAAUAAUUAUGUCGGAGUUUUACUUUAGCUGACUAUACCAACAAUGUAUGUAAGCUACCUUGUGGAUCAAGAAAACAGCAUGUAUCCUGGAUGUAGGAAGUACCCAAACGGUAGCUUGCCAAUGCAGAAUUUUCCAUCAAAUGCCCACUACUCAGAUUACAUGGCAUAUCACAACGUACACAGCAUGGACAGCCACGGCCAUCCUUCUGACAAUUGGGGACACCAUUAUGGAGUACCAGCGGAGGAAUAUAACUGCUAUGGCCCUGGACCAUCUUCCGCAUCUUCUGGAUUAUCUAAUGGGCAGAUGAUGUAUGAAGCUCAUGACUAUAGCACACUGCAUCACUCUGGAUCUUCAGUAAUGCCACUUGAUGCAGUGAAUGUAGUACAAGUGUCAUCAAACAACCAAAGACACCAAUCCUAUGAUUGGGUUAGGAAAACCAUUCACACAAAUCAAGCAGGAAAGACAAGGACAAAAGAGAAAUACAGAGUUGUCUACACUGAUCAUCAGCGAUUAGAACUUGAGAAAGAAUUCAUCUCCAAUAGAUACAUCACUAUCCGGAGAAAAUCUGAAAUUGCGCUGAGUCUGGGAUUGUCGGACAGACAGGUAAAAAUCUGGUUUCAGAAUAGACGAGCAAAGGAAAGAAAAUUAAUAAAGAAAAUUGGACAGUUUGAUGGCAGCAUGUGCCCUGCACAGAGUGACUCUGGUUCUGUCAGUCCAGCGGAUUUGUCGGCUUUAUCAUACCCACAAUCACAUGCAAUGGAUGGAUUACAGUCAUUGGGAAACUUGCCACAGGUUGCUGUAUCCCAGUGAACUGCAAGCUAUAACUAAGACAGGAAAAUAAUCCUUCUAAGAUUGGAAAAAAGGGACAAAAUGGCAAGGCCACUGAGCACUGGCUUAGGUGUCGCCAAUGAGAGAAAUCUAGCAUGUGCCGCAAUCAGACUGCACGCUCAGAACCUAUUAAGAGUGAACUCUGAGAAGAAGCCAGUUGACAGUGUUUUACUGUGAUUGCCACAUUUUUGUAGGCUCUUAAUGAAACAAUGCAUAGUAUCCAAAUCAGGAAAUAAACAAGCAAAAACAUACAGUAACGAAAGCAAUGGUUGAUCUUGUUUCACUAUGACAUGUACUGUAGGGCCUGAUUCAGAGUUGCACACAAUUAUGUACGGAUCUUCACUAUAACAUGAUGACUGAUUCAUAGUUGCACGCAAUUCCACCUGCGCACGGAUCUUGCAAUAUUUAUCAGACUCUAUGACUCUUCAGUGUGGGCAAUUAAGAGUCAUACAGAACUCUGAGUGGUUGGUUCACUCACACAUAUGAUAAGUAUCAGUAUGUAUGCCUACGGAAUUUUGGCUAUUCAGAAGUGAGCAUAUCAGAGAUCUAUCUGCUUUGUGCUUUGAGUUAGAUAUCUUGCCCCCAGGAUAGGGGUGGUGUAAAUUCAUGCUGCUGCUGCUGACUACUUUCUCCAGUGGGUAGAUGGGGGAGGGGGCAGUGCAAUUGCACAGAUUUGUCCGACUCCGGGGCCUGAUUCAAAGCCGCAUGCAAUGCUGUUGUUUUGAUGGAUUAUUUGCUACUGCGUGUAAAACUGUAAAACCUCCAAGGGUGUUCGCGUUACACAGAGUAUACGCACAAAGGCACUGAUGCAGUCGAGAUGCACGGUAUCAGAAAUGUCUUGGAAAAGUGCUGGGCAUUCAUGGGCAAUGACUGGGAGGUGACUAAUCAGACAUAUGAAGACGGGCCGUCUUAUAGGCGUGUUAUGGGAGUGUCUGAAAGUAGUUGCGCACACAACUUAGCCUUACUAUAUAUAUAUAUUAUAGCCUUACUCUGGCGGAGAAGCUGCACUUGACAUAGCUCUGGUGCAAGUUCUGCUAGUGCAACGAAUAGUGCAUCUAAAGGCACACAAAUCAGUAUUUCAGCACCUACGGACAAGACAGUGGACAAUAUAUACCAGGGAAGGACUUUGUAGCAACACUUGCAUAUAGUUGCAGAUGGGUAACCACCAAUAGAUGUGUCUGCAUCCACCUCCGAAUCAGGCCCAUAGUGUUCAGUGAAUUUUUUUUAUUUAUAUAUGUUGCAUUAGGUUCCUAAUGCAUAUAAAAUCUUAAUGAGCAGUCCUUUAAAAAAAUAAUAAUAAUAAUUUUAUUGUGUCACUAUAGUAGAAAACAAUCUUGCUUCAAGAAUACAGUGUUUGGAUUUACAGAAGAUUUCCCCAUGACUAAUGAAUAAAUAAUAAAACACAAUGAUACCA